Molecule: messenger RNA, 1495 nt
Organism: Klebsormidium nitens
Lineage: Eukaryota; Viridiplantae; Streptophyta; Klebsormidiophyceae; Klebsormidiales; Klebsormidiaceae
Source: the annotation of a GenBank genome assembly
UGGGUCAUGACUCAUGAACGAGGUUUCUUCCAUGGCGAGCUUGCAAGUUGAAGACGCUGCAAGCUUGCCACCAAAUUCCACUUUACUGACUCUUGUUGACAAGCAGCUAGAAUUCUCCAAACUCAAAUCAUCUGGCCGGUGUCCUUGCAAGCGUAAUAGGGAGCUUGAGGGCUAACAUGGAGAUCAAGCUCCUAUCAAGGCCAGAGAAAGAUGUCCUCAAUCGUUUGUGACAAGGAGAAGCUUGGCAUGCUGCUUCAGUUAAGACUUCGCGGAGGCUUCAGGCUUUAAUGGCGCUGACUCCCAGCCGCCUGCUCUCCAUCACUGUUUGCCUCGUAUUGUCUGCCUAUGCAUUCGUCUGCUACACAACGGUCCAGCUCGUCAUCUUCCCUUCGAUGGGGCCAGAGCUGACUACUCCAUUGGUGCUUCAUCUGUCAGCAUUCAGUGCGAUUGCUCUGCUAGGCAUUGUGUCCUAUGCUGCGGCAGUGAUGAUAGAUCCUGGAAGCGUUCCUCCUGGGUGGAUGCCGGAUGCGGAGGAGAACAAUGACAUGGCAGUCCAGGAGGUGAAGAGUGAUGGGGGGGCGCGCUUCUGCAGCAAGUGCCAGGCGUACAAGCCCCCCCGCUGCCACCACUGCCGGAUAUGCAAGGCCUGCGUGCUGCGCAUGGACCACCACUGCGUGUGGAUUGCCAACUGCGUUGGCCAGCACAAUUACCACCCCUUCUUCCUUUUUGUGCUCUACUUCCUGGUCGGCUGCGCCUAUGCGUUGUACCUUCUCAUCAACCAGCUGUUGCAAGACAUUGAUAGUUUGGAAGAUACUGCGAGUGAGGCGCAGGAAAGGGACCGCAGGAGGCUGCCCCACCAGUCAUUCGAGAUCUCGUGGGACAGCUUAUAUCGGAUCUUUACAGCAAUCUUGGUGCUGCCUUUGGCGAUCGGGCUGGGGGUGCUCUUCUGCUGGCACGUCUACCUCGUGCUGCAUAACAAGACCACCAUCGAGUAUCAUGAAGGAGUAAGGGCGAGGUGGCUCGCGAAGAAAAAAGGACAGCUGUACAAGCAUCCGUACGACCUAGGCAUCGUGCGGAAUCUAAUAACGAUAUUCGGGCCCAAUGCAACAUCGUGGUUUUGGCCGACCCUGCAAAGCCCAGGGGGGGAUGGAUUGUCGUUUCGAACUUAUCUCCAUCUGAGUACGGAGACGGACAGGUCAGUAGGUUUAGAUGAAGAGGUCCGAUUAGAGACAAGGACAGAUGAUGACGACUUCAUCUCACUUGGGCAUAAGCCCGUAAUACAUUGAUCAACUGAUUCUGCGGAAGAACAUUCUUCAUGCAGCUAGCUCUUCUUGAAACUACUUGUAGGAGUCCUGGCUUCGUGCAAGUUUGCUUGCUAAGGUUGAGAACAAAGUGCUCAAACUCUUCCUUUCAGCUCUAGGCCAUUGGGGUCGUAUGAGAUCAUUGCGCAUGGUGACGGUGGUAACUGGGAAUACAACCCGCGGACAACCGCAAG